AUGGCUUGGUUCACAGGUCGCUUCAUGGCUGGCGAAGUUGCAGCUAUCUUGUCUGCAUUUGCUCUUGGAUACCUCGUCCAGAACAAAUCCCACGACAAAAAUAUUCCAUCUCAAACAGUCAAACAUUAUGGAUAUGAAAAAAGUCGUUCCAUUGAGAGCAACAGAGAGGGUAGUGACAAGCUUCCUAGCUGUCCCUACGAAUAUCUCCUUGGCAUCUACGGCCGUCAUCAUUUCGCGCCAUUUGUAAAGGCGUUUAGUCCGACGUUGAAAAAUGACGACCCUGAGAAGUACGCUCUCAUCCUUGACAUUAUGGAUGCUGUACACUUCUGCCUCAUCUUGGUGGACGACAUUUGCGACGACAGCACCAAGCGCAAGAACCAAACUACGGCUCACAUGAUCUACGGAUCGUGUGAGACGGCCAACAGAGCGUACUUUGUACUCACAAAGAUGAUCAACAGAGCAAUGCGGGAGCGGCCCGUUCUCGGUGUGGAAUUGCUCAAGGCCCUGGAGCAGAUGCUCGAGGGACAAGACCUAUCCUUGGUUUGGCGCAGAGAUGGGCUCAAAGCUUUUGGUUUCUCGGAGGAGGAGCGAGUCCCCAUGUACAAAAACAUGGCUCAACUGAAGACAGGGACACUUUUUGUACUUCUCGGAAGGCUGCUCAACGAUGGCGGUGAUCAACUGGAUGAUUUAUUCACUCGAUUCGGUUGGUAUGCGCAGCUGCAAAAUGAUUGCAAGAACAUAUAUUCCGACGAGUACGCGAUUAACAAGGGAGGUGUAGCGGAGGAUCUGAGAAAUGGCGAAUUGUCUUUUCCUAUCGUCAUUGCUCUCAACGAUAAACAUACGCAGUCUCGGAUCGAAAAGGCGUUCCAGAGCCGCAACGAAGGCGAUAUUGAAAAGGCCCUGGCGGGGUUGCAGUCUCCCAGUGUGAAAAAGACUUGCCUGGAGGCGCUUCAGGAUGCCGGCAAGGGGUUGGACAAGUUGGUGGCGGUCUGGGGACGACAGGAACAGAUGAACAAAACGGCAUAG
Molecule: messenger RNA, 1026 nt
Organism: Metarhizium acridum CQMa 102
Lineage: Eukaryota; Fungi; Ascomycota; Sordariomycetes; Hypocreales; Clavicipitaceae
Biological process (GO): isoprenoid biosynthetic process
Molecular function (GO): prenyltransferase activity
Source: RefSeq, a predicted model, not a curated record